Molecule: messenger RNA, 569 nt
Organism: Umbelopsis ramanniana AG
Lineage: Eukaryota; Fungi; Mucoromycota; Umbelopsidomycetes; Umbelopsidales; Umbelopsidaceae
Exons: 3
Coding region: 52-363 (103 amino acids)
Source: RefSeq, a predicted model, not a curated record
CUACAUACCACCUUCCCGAUAUUCCUUUCACCGCUCUCCUCUUCUAAAACCAUGUCUGGAUACAACUAUCCUCCUCCUCCCCAGCAACAAGGCGGUAACUAUGGGCCUCCUCCACCACAGUAUGGUGGUGGUGGUGGCUAUGGACAGCAACAGCCUCAGGGUCAGUAUUACAGUCCUCCUCCUCAGCAGGGUGGUUAUUACCAACCAAGCUGCUGUAUAGCCCACCACCACAAACUGUCUACGUUCAACAAGCUCCUCAAAAGCAAGACGAUGGAUGUUGUUUGGGAUGUUUGGCGGCAAUGUGCUUCUGCUGUGCUCUGGAGACGCUGUGUUAAUUGGGAUGAAGCGGUGAGCAGGUCAUAGCCUACAGCGUACAAUACCAAACCUUGGAUCGAAAAGUCAUGCUCAUGAGUAUGCCAUUGAGAAAAAAAAUCUUGAUUCUCCUUCGUUUCUCAAUCUUUCUUCUCUGCACUUCUUUUCCUGUACUCUCCGUCAUACACGUAAUUCUUUUUAAAAUCAAAUAAUUGAAAAACAAACCUUUUUAUCAGCGUUGAUAUGUCGUACUGCCA